AUGGCAGCAAAUGGUACUAUCAGGCCAGCCCUGAUUGUGGUGGAUAUGCAAGAGGAUUUCUGUCCUCCAAAUGGAUCACUCGCCGUAGCGGGAGGCCGCGGUAUUGCCCCGCUAAUCAACACUCUCCUCGCAAAGCCAGGAUUUAUCGCCCGCAUCAUGACCAAAGACUACCACCCAAAGGACCAUAUCUCCUUUGCCAGGAACCAUCCAGGGCCAGACAAUCAGCCCUUCUCUUCAUUCGUCACAAUACAUAACCCCGCUCUAGGAAAGGAAUCAGAAACAAAACCGCAGCAACUCUGGCCUGACCAUUGUGUGGCUGGUACCUCUGGUGCAGAGAUUAUCCCAGAGAUUGACACCUCUAGCGAUCAUAUAGUCGUUCACAAAGGCAUGCGUCCCGAAGUUGAGAUGUAUUCUGUAUUUGCGGAUGCUUUCGGAAACUGUGAUCAUGGAACCAACGCAAAUUCGGUCAGUCUAGAUGUUGCCGCGACUCUCAAGUCUCAAGGCGUUACAGAUGUAUUUGUUGUGGGGUUGGCUGGGGAUUAUUGUGUUAGGGCUACGGCUCUGGAUGCUGUCAAGACUGGGUUUAGAAGUUGGGUUAUUGAGGAGGGAACGAAGUGUGUCGUGCCUGCUGGUUGGGAUGCUAUUAAGAAGGAACUUGCGACUGCUGGGGUGUCUGUUAUCUCUAUGGACGACCCUAUUAUUAGGGAGUUGUGA
Penicillium griseofulvum is the source of this 714-nucleotide messenger RNA. RefSeq names its product nicotinamidase. The record is from RefSeq and is a predicted model, not a curated record. The coding region runs from base 1 to 714 and encodes 237 amino acids. The transcript is spliced from 2 exons. NCBI's taxonomy places the organism in Eukaryota, Fungi, Ascomycota, Eurotiomycetes, Eurotiales, Aspergillaceae.